AUGCCAAGAACAAUUGAAGCUUCAGCCAAUGUGGAGCUUGACCAAGUGCUGGAAUUGCUUUGCGAAGCGCUCCAGCCAACUCCCAGCUUGUGGCGAGAUGCCGAACAGAAAUACACCGCGGCCGGGAACUGGCUCGGGGCCCCAGAAACCGAGCUGUUUGUGCUAAGCCCCGAGAUCAAGUACCAAGGUUCGACGCUAUUGGGUACGGUAGUCCGGCCCUGGCAGCGCGAGGAAUUCGACAUCGACCUCCUGUGCAUCCUCGCCACGAACCGUUACCGCUACGCCGACCCCAUGGUGGUCUACAACCUGGUGGCCAAUCGGCUCGCGCAACACGGCACAUACCGAAAACUGAUGCGACGCAAGGAGCGGUGUAUUGAGCUCAACUAUGCGGGGCAGUUCCAUCUGGACAUCGUCCCAGCGAUUCCCCAUGACCUCGACGCCAACAAGCUGCUGAUACCUGACCGGGAGCAGCGCCGGUGGCUCUUCACCGAUCCCUUCGGCUACGCGGAUUGGUUCUACGGCAGAACGCCAGUCACGAAGUCGGCCAGCGUGGAGCAGUACCGCGCUCGCGCCGACGUCGAGCCGUUGCCCCCGGCUCGGCGGGCCGGCGAAAUCACGCCGCUGCAGCGGACAGUCCAGCUCAUCAAGCGUCGACGAGACUUGUUCUUCGAGGGCAAUGGCGAUGGCCCCAAGUCGAUCGCGCUCACUACGCUGACCGCCAAGCACUACAACGGCGAGCCGCUGUGCACGGAUGCGCUCUUGAACGUGCUGGCCCGCAUUCAGCGCGAGAUCGACACCACCGACGGCAUCUUGGUGGUACCUAACCCAGUCGACCCCACGGAAAAUUUGGGCCGCCACUGGACCCCUCGCUCCUAUGGCCGGUUCCGACGUUUUGUUAGCCAGUUCUGCCAGGAAAUGGAAGUAUUGGUACACGUGCGAGGCUGGGACAGGAUCGCCGAGGCUCUCGAAGCGAUGUUCGGCGACCGAGCCCGACCCGCGGUUGAAAAGUACGCGGCGCGACUCGAAGCAAAGCGACGGGCAAGAGGCCUUGGAUUCCAGUCCGGUCCUGUGAUCUUGGCUCCGUCGGCCGCCGCAUCCACUCAUACGUUUCGCCGCCGUGUCUUUGGGCUCGGCGAGCAGGCGGCCCGGAUCCGGCUUAUCUGUCCAGAUUUCAAGUAUGUCGUUCGCCGCGGUGAGCUUGUUGGGACGGCCACGAUGCAGCCGACGCCCAACAGCCUCCGCUACCUGUUUGAAGUUCGCUACCGCGUGGGCUCCAGCCCCAAAGUCAUUAUCCUCGACCCUCCGCUGCGGGCCCGCGACGACCAGUCAAAGAUUCCGCAUACCUAUGGUCCGGACGAGCCUUGCGUCUUCCGGCCAGGCACGGACUGGUCUGACGAGCAGGUGAUCGCCACGACGGUCAUUCCUUGGCUGGCGACGUGGCUGUUUUUUUACGAAGUGUGGCACGCGACGGGAGAGUGGCACGGCGGCGGCGAGCACCCCGAAAGCGGCGACGAUGAACUGCCGGAUGCCAGCCAACCGGUCCAGGAUUUGGACGGCGGCGGAAUUCGCGGCGCAUUUACGGCCGCGGCGCUCGCUGAAAUCGAAGCCCGGUUGGAUCGACCCGCCGGUGAUUACUUCGACUUGGUGGCGGGAACGUCCACAGGCGGUCUGAUCGCCGCCGCUGUGGCGACAGGGAUUCCGGCCGCUAGGAUUGUCGAGUUCUAUCGGCAGCAAGGUCCGGCUGUCUUCACGGCUCGCGGCAACUGUAAGCCACCGACCCUCAUGUCCAAGCUGACGUAUCCGAUCGCACGCUUGGUUUCCCGAAGGGCAGUGGGCCUGAGAUUUGAUGACCUUCUGCAGACCAAGUACAACGCGACGAUGCUGAGGAAAGCGGUCGAAUCCGUAUUCGGCGACCAACUGGUCGGGGAGGUCACCAAGUGUCGCCUGCUGGUUCCUGCCGUCGAUGUGACAAUAGGCCGGACCGUUGUCUACAAGACGCCUCAUUUGCCGGGGCUGACACGCGACCGCCACUUUAAGCUGGCCGAGAUCCUCAUGGCAACGACCGCUGCCCCCACCUAUUUUCCGCACGCCACGGUGAAUCAGAGCGGGGCUGUUGUCGACGGUGGGCUUUGGGCCAACAACCCAAGUCUUGUCGCCUACACGGAGGCGAUAAAGAUACGUGAGUGCGCGGACCGGGAGUUCGAUCCGCACUUCGAGCCGCAGGACAUUCAGGUGCUGUCGAUCGGAACGGGCGAGCCCCGAUACUCCCUUGCUCCCCCCGACGACCGCGCCGGGAUCGGUUGGUGGGGACCACGGGUUUUUAACGUCGCAUCAAUUUCACAAUCCCAGGGCACGAGCUUUCAGCUUCAAUACUUGCUGGGGGAACGAUACCGUCGUCUGAACUUUGACCUGCCAGAUGACACCUGGUCGCUGGACUCGAUCGACCACAUCGCCAGCUUGCUUCACAAAGGGAAGAUCGCCGCGCACGACUGCCUGACCGACGUGUUGGGCCAGUUCUUCUCCUCGUACGCACCGGAUUAUGUCCCCUUCGACGAUUGCACUGAAUCCCUCGACGACAGAUGA
This is a messenger RNA of Ostreobium quekettii, 2583 nucleotides long. The record is from the annotation of a GenBank genome assembly. Lineage: Eukaryota; Viridiplantae; Chlorophyta; Ulvophyceae; Bryopsidales; Ostreobiaceae.